AUGAGCCCCGCCGUCCCGUUUUUCGCCCCCGAGGCCGUCGUCUGUCCAAAUCUUUUCACGCCCGAGUCUACCGCCGCCACGCCAGCACCGUCGCCCAGUCUCUGUUCGCCCAGCGCAAAGAUGUCGCUCGCUCAGGCCGCGCCUAGCAAAGCGUCGAGCGGCGCGGAGGACGACGCGGCGGCGCUUCUCCAACUGCACUUGCAACUCAGCCAGCAGCUCCAGCGCUCCGCAGUGACGGAGGAAGACCUGUUUCGCGCCCUGAAAAAGCUUGCGCUCAACUCUGGAAGCGGAAACGCCUCGACAAACACGCCAGCAGCUGGCCAAGGCGCGGUCUUUCUGGGCUCCGCGCGUCAGAGCGGCAACGCGGGCGCGGCAGGCGACUUCCCAGCAGCCCCUGCGCAGGACGCCUACGCUCGAGAUCUGCGCCCUGCGAACGCCCACGGUGGGGGACGGGGAGUUAAGGGUGGCGCUUCAGCAGGGCGGAGCGGCAGCGCAGCCUCGGGGCUGGGCGCGGGCUCGCUGGCGAACGCAGCGUCUCACACGUUUUCUUCGCUGAGCUUCCAUGCGGCCAGUGUCGCCGAAGGCGUGGCAUCGCCUCGCGCCGGCGCAGGGAGCUGGCGCUGCCGGUGCUGCUCUACAGUGAAUGUAGGCGCCCUCCCGAGCCGAUGCGUUUGCUGCGGGAGAACGCAGGGCUCGAAGCGAGGCGGAAGUGGCGCCAAGGGCGUCAGCGCGGCUCCGCACCUAUUGGGGAGCCACGCGUCUGCUCAGGGCGCGAUGCAGCCGAACCUCCCACUCCAGCAGCUCUUCGCGGCUGUGACGGCAGCCGCCGCUGCUGCGGAAAAGAGGGCGGAAGACAAGAAGGAAGCGAAGAGGGCAGCGGCAGCCGUUUCGGCUGUCGCGACAGCUAUGACUGAGCCCCACCGGCAGCAGGACGCGCUUCUAUCGCAGAGCCAACUCGCCGAUCCGCUGUACUUUGCUCGCAGCGAGCGGAUAGGGGGCCACGCUGGCCGCGGCGGCCUCGCGCCAGAGACUGUCUACGACGACUCUGCUGCCGCAGCUGCUGUCGCCGCAUCGCUUCUGCCUGGGCUGCUAGGCAGCUUGGAGGCGGCGGCGGGUGGCGGCACUGCCAGUGGGAACCCGCCGGCGAGUGGCGCCUCGCCGUCUACCUGUCUGACGCAGAAUGAAGGCGCGGCGGGCGGUCGCUCCCAUCAUGCGUUGUCUGGCGCCGCAGCCGGCGCCCCUCUUUUUUCGUCUUCCACGUCGUCGGCGUGCUUUGAAAAUGACAGCGCAGCAGCAAGCGCGUGUAUCGGCCGCGCGUCUGCCGCCGGCCUCAUCUCCGACCUCGGCAGCUUGGGAACGGGACUUGGGUCGCUGAAGGGCAGCCGCAACCGGCUAGCCACCUACGACGCCUCCAGCGCGCCGGGCGGAAAUCUCGUGGGCGAGGCAGGCGCGCCGGGUUUGCGACAAGGCGCCAGGAGUGUGGGGGAGGGGGGCGGCAGCUCGCCGGGGACGGCGUCACUCCUUCAGGACGCCAGCACCGCUUACGGAGUGGACAUGACCGUGUUCCAGGAGCUGGCGAGUGCGCCACAGUCCACCUUUUUCACUGAUGACGUGACGCCUGUCGACAGUCUGUCGCUUCUGAGCGACUGCCGGAGCCCGUCCGGUGCCACACCUUCGUCCAUGGUGAGCGGACGAAGCAGUUUCUGCAAUGCAGGCGCGGCAGCCGGAGGCGGCGGACGCGAGAGCAACGGCAACACGAGUAGCACCGGCGGAAGCACGAAUGGAAGCACUCCGCUGACGGGCGGGAUUGCGGUCGGGGGCAGCCGCGGCAGCGCGUCGGGAGGGGCGGCGGGCGCCUCUGGGGUCUCGGGCUCGAAAAAAUCGGGCAGCGGCACCCUCGCAGCUGACGCGACCAAGCCCAGCAGGGGCGACGGCCAGGUCAGGCCUCCGACUGCGAAGCCGAGCGACGUGGGCGGACUGUCAGGGUUUUCGCAUCCUCUGCCCUUCGGCAGUCUCUCGCAGGCUUCCACGAUGUCGUUCAGUGCCACGACUCCGAGCACGCAGGGGUCCCUUCCACAGCAGCUGCAGACCCCACAGAACCAGGCAAGCCCGCUGCUUCUGUUGAGAGGCGACACCAGCACCAGCAGCUCCUCGACCUUCUUGCGGUCUGCGUCAUCGUCGCCUUCGGCCAUGGAGGGAGAGGAGGAGUCUCCUAUCGGGACGCUGCUCGGCGGAGUGGGUGCCGCGUCCAGUGUCCCAGCCUCGGGCCUCGAGGGGCUGCUCCCGACCGGCCUCUCUCCCCUUCAGGUUCUUCUUUUGAAAGCAAAAGGUGUCGUGGACAAACUCGUGAACGAUUUCGCCAUGUUGGGAUACGGCGACCCGAGCGCCAAAGCGACAGAGGCGCUGCGAACCUCGCUUGCCAUUCUCGGUCAGGCGCCGCUCCCCCAGAGUCUUGGAGGCCCUGAGGAGGACUUCCCAGGUGCCGGAUCUCGCGGAAACAGCGGCCGAGGCAAAACGAAGCCGAGCGACCUGCUGGGCGGCUCCGGCAAAGACAACGAUGACGAAACAGCGCGCAAGCCGAAGAACGCGAACUGGAUGCAAGGGAUUGGCGGUCCACACUUCUCGGCCCCGCCGAUGCUGGCGCACCCGGACGAAUUCAAGAACCCGAGCAGUUUUUUGAAGAUUUAUGGCGACCCGAUGUGCGCAGUCGUGGACGCCGCGACGCCCGCGCAGGGGAGCCGCUCCACGGGCGGCGGUGGGCGUCUUGCCGGAGGCAUCGCCGGGAGAGUCGAUGGACCGGUGACUGGGGGCGGCUCGACAAGCCCCAGCAGCAACCUGCCUAUUCGCGGCCACAAUGGGAACUGGGUGUGUGAGAGUUGCUCCAAUGUCAACUUUCCACGGCGCUUCAGGUGUAACAAAUGCGGAGCCGUCAGGGGACCGCAGGGCGACGCGAUCGUGGCUGAGUACGCGAAGCUCGUCUACCACCAGCACGUGAAGACCUACAAAAGCCUGGCGGCGCGGCCGGGCGUGGAUCUGCCUCUCAAACGCCUUCAGGGCAUGGGCGCCAGCGGCGCCAACAGCCGUCCCGGCUCUGGGCCAGGACUUCCCCAAGGAAUGGGCGGCACCCACCAUGGAACGCUGAAAAAAGGCACACCGGAUGAAGGUACCUUUCCGACCGGCGCCGCUGGCGGCUCCAGCGUGUCGUCUUCGACGCGCCACCUAGGCUCGCCAUCCGCUUCAGCAGACCUCACAGGAGGGCUCAACCUCGCAGGCGUACAAGGAAGAGGCCUGGGCAGCAGCCAGGCCACGAUGCAGGCGGGAGACUCGCGGAAGCCUCCUCCAGUCCCCCAGCCUCCUAGCGUCGCUCCACACUGCGGCGCGGGCCUCCCCCAAGGGGGCGACUCAUCCUGGCCAAUGAAUUUUGCAGGUAGCUUUGGCGCCGCGCGCUGUGGCUCGUCUUGCCCGGUGCCGCCUCCGCCGGCGACGCAGCCCCGCCCGAUGACCCCAGCUGCCCGCGCGCCUGCGCAGGCAGAGGCAGCAGCCGCGACGCGGGUUCUCUUGGCUGGAAGGGCAGUUGGCCUGAGCCCAGGCAGUCUCUCCGAGGAGAAAAAGGGCUUGAAGAAGUUCCCCCCAUCUGAGGGAGCUCUUCAGCAGACCCCGCAUGAAGCUGGUACCGUCGAGAAAGAGAAGUCUCUGAAGCUCGAGAGAUCAAAGGAGACGAGGGCUGAGGAAGAUGCGUCCAAACCUCUCUCCGGUGCGAUCUCGGGAAGCAAGAACGAAGGAAGCCUGUCCGGGUUGACGACCUGCAGUCCCGUCUCCUCUGUGCCGUCGCCCCGAGCUGCUGACAGCGCCAGUUCAUCUAUCAGCUCGGGCGGUGACAAUGAGAACAAGUCAUGA
Besnoitia besnoiti is the source of this 3897-nucleotide messenger RNA. Its product is annotated as Zn-finger in Ran binding protein and others domain-containing protein. Bases 1 to 3897 code for a protein of 1298 amino acids. The transcript is spliced from 3 exons. Lineage: Eukaryota; Apicomplexa; Conoidasida; Eucoccidiorida; Sarcocystidae. The record is from RefSeq and is a predicted model, not a curated record.